This is a messenger RNA of Strongyloides ratti, 597 nucleotides long. RefSeq names its product Thrombospondin, type 1 repeat-containing protein. The transcript is spliced from 2 exons. Lineage: Eukaryota; Metazoa; Nematoda; Chromadorea; Rhabditida; Strongyloididae. The record is from RefSeq and is a predicted model, not a curated record. Bases 1 to 597 code for a protein of 198 amino acids.
AUGAAAUUCUUUAUCAUUACUACAAUUAUUUUAAUCUCUGGAUUAUAUAGUAAUGGAGAUAAAAUUAAUCCAUUAAAAGCAGAAAUAUAUAAAGAUAACUUUCAUUCACUAAAUGUUGGAUCUGGAGAUAGGAUUAUAUUUCAAUUAGAUCGCCCCUACCAACCAUUAUCACCAGCUGGAAUGAUUCAAGAUAAAGGUGAUAUACAAAAUAAGAUUCAUUUUAAUCCAGACUACAAACCACGUAUACUAGCAACAAAAAAUACCGUCACAUUUGCUGUAGAACCAUCUAUUAAAACUAUUCAAGUUAAUUCUAAUGUUAAUAAUAAUGAAAAUAUAGAAAAAAAUUUACCUGAAGAUAUUACUGUAUCUGAUGAUAAACAACCAACAGCCUCACGUUGGUUAUCCUGGAGUCAAUGGUCCUCAUGUAUAAGUGGAGAAAGAACAAGGAUUCGUGCCUGUAAAAGACAAGGUAUUGAACCAUGUUUUGGUACUAAUAUUCAAACAGAAAAAUGUGUAACAAUUAAAACUCCAACAAAAGUUGCUAUGGCCACAGAUCCAUGGAGUAUUGAGAAAGAAAUUUCCCAUAGGACUGAUUAA